AUGUCGGCGCCGGACGCAGAUUCAGCCACCCCUCCAUUCUUCCGCCUCCCGCGCGAGCUGCGCGAUGAGGUCUACGCCUCCGCCCUCGCCCCGCACAACUUCCGCGUCGAGCACGACGAUGAUCACGUCGAGUACAAGUACGACCUGCGACUCAUGCGCGUCAACCGUCAGCUCCACGACGAAGCCACCCAAGUCUUCCGCCGCUUGAAUGUCUUCGCCCGCAUCGAAACCCCGUGGCCCGAGGCAAAGCAGCACAUCUCCGGCGAAGGCCGUGUCCCCAUCGUCGCAUCCGGUCCCGCCGCCGCCAGCUUCUCCGCCGCCCACCUCCGAGUCAACAUUGAGGCAUACCAAUACGCCUUCGGCCACGACGAGACCCACAGCCUGGUCGUCCUAGUCGACCAUCUGCCUCACUUCUGCCGAAUGUGGUACUACUCGGACUUGAGCCACCCCGGUCUCAAUACCCAUCUGCGCCUCACUCUGGCCCUGCAAGAUCCUUUCUCGCCCACGACCGCCGACAACAGGAUACCGCAAGCUCUGAAGCGGAGGAUGCUGGCUCCGUUCGGGGACAUCAAGCACCUGCAUGCCUUGCGUAUAGAAGGCCAGGCUGACGCGUCGUUAGAGGCCGAACUGCGCAGUGCCCAGGCUGUGCCUUACAAGACGGCCGAAGAAUGCUUGGAGGAAGCAUCCCGGCUCAAGGACGAGGGAAACGCCGCUCUUCAGAAGAACCAAUUUCGCGAAGCAUUGCGCUUGUACGAAGAGGCAUUUCUGGCCAUGCACAUCGUCGUGUCCGGCAAGAGGCGCUCUAUUUGGGGCAAUGCCUACUUCGAGACACACCUGCACGAAGGUCAAUUUGCCGACCAGUACGGGCAGCUGGUACGGCUCGUCUUGCGGGUCAAGCUUGUCGCGAAUACCACUCUGGCCUACCUGAAGCUGGAGGAUUACCACAUGACCAAGUUUUGGGGCAUGCGCAGCAUCCAGCUUAUGCGCGAUGGCAUGGGCAUCGAGAACGACGAUGACGACCAGCCGAUGCCGGGCUUUGCUGCUGCCAAUGAGAUGGGCAAGAUUUACUAUCGGACAGCCCUCGCUUGCAAAGCUCUUGAUGAAACAGAGCAGGCAAGAAAGCUCUUGCGCAUCGCUGUUCAAUACCUACCAAGAGAUCCUCACGUCCAAGCGGCCUUGGCUUCUGUUGCCCUGAGAAUUUAG
Messenger RNA from Diplodia corticola, 1203 nucleotides. Its product is annotated as tetratricopeptide-like helical protein. The record is from RefSeq and is a predicted model, not a curated record. NCBI's taxonomy places the organism in Eukaryota, Fungi, Ascomycota, Dothideomycetes, Botryosphaeriales, Botryosphaeriaceae. The coding region runs from base 1 to 1203 and encodes 400 amino acids. The transcript has a single exon. Gene Ontology annotation, molecular function: protein binding.